AUGAACAAUACUGAUCCAACGUCUUUCCAAAGUAUUCUUGCAGGAGUUCAGAAACUAAGAGAAGAAAAUGGUGGAAAUGAAAGUCAACCACAGAUACAAAAGCCACCAGCAAAUAAAGCGCAAAUCAAUGUUCCACCUACGAACGAAGGUAAACAGCAUGUUAUAAACUCAUUUAAUCAACAACGACCUUCUUUUCAGUAUGAUAAUACUAAUAAUCAACAAAAUGGGAAACGACAAAGACAAGAUCAAGGACUAGGAAAGACUGUACUAGUCAAUACAACUCAGAAAGAAAAUCCGUUACUAGAUAAUCUGAAAAAUACAAACUGGAGAUACGUGACAUCCAAAGGUGGUUCGAAAAUAUAUUAUGAUUAUCUUAUCAAAGGAAGAUCUGUCCUCUUUUUAACUUUAUCAUAUCAUAAAUUGUAUGCUGACUAUAUAACACGAAGGAUGGCUCCUUUAUCCAAGGAUGAUAAUAAUAUAUUAAUAUUUGUUGUGGAUGGUACAAAUUCAGAGGAAGCCAUUAAUGACAUAACCAAAAUGUGCAUGUUUAAUGGUUUUACAUUUUUAGUGGCUUUCAAUUUUGAACAAGCUGCUAAAUACAUUGAAUAUUUAAAUGCUGCAUGA
Molecule: messenger RNA, 624 nt
Organism: Maudiozyma barnettii
Lineage: Eukaryota; Fungi; Ascomycota; Saccharomycetes; Saccharomycetales; Saccharomycetaceae
Gene: RAD10
Product: DNA repair protein RAD10
Exons: 1
Coding region: 1-624 (207 amino acids)
Biological process (GO): UV-damage excision repair; mitotic recombination; meiotic mismatch repair
Cellular component (GO): ERCC4-ERCC1 complex; nucleotide-excision repair factor 1 complex; nucleus
Molecular function (GO): damaged DNA binding; single-stranded DNA binding
Source: RefSeq, a predicted model, not a curated record